This is a messenger RNA of Frankliniella occidentalis (western flower thrips), 1880 nucleotides long. RefSeq lists its product as uncharacterized. The record is from RefSeq and is a predicted model, not a curated record. NCBI's taxonomy places the organism in Eukaryota, Metazoa, Arthropoda, Insecta, Thysanoptera, Thripidae. The coding region runs from base 341 to 1753 and encodes 470 amino acids. Gene Ontology annotation, molecular function: protein binding. The transcript is spliced from 2 exons.
GCGGCAGUGACGAUUUUUCCAAACCAGGCGGUUGGUGGGGAAUUUUGCAUCUUUCACCAAGAAAAACGCUGCCCACUCUCAAGCCCAGCCGAGACCCACAGAAAAUUCCGCGGCGGCGGAAAGCCCCCACCCAACCUGGUCGGCCGGGACGAGCUCAGAGCCCGUGACCUGUGGUGUGGUUGGUGCUGGUGACGGGCUGCGCGACGUCGACUGUUCAGUGGCUCCGUGGCUCUCGCCGACGUCGGGUCAGUUCCAGGUCAGGUCACACUCGAGCCGCUCGAGACAUCAACCAAUCCAACAUUCAUCGCCAAGUUUACAUCUCUCGUGGACGCCGACCUCGAUGGCAUCGACAGUGCUGACCCUGGAGCAGCUCCCGGAGGACGUGCUCCUGAUGGUGAUGGGGUUCGUGUCCGUGGAGGACGUCCUCGCCUGCCGCCUCGUGUGCAAGGCGCUCUGCGGCCUGGCCCUGCACCCGGACGUCUGGCGCCACCGGUCGCUCAAGGACGACGAGCCCCACGCCCUCGCGGUGCUGCACCUGGCCCCGUGCCUCGACGAGCUGGCAGUCUCAGGCCUGGUCCCGACCCUGGCGGUGACCACGACCAGGUGCGCCGCGGCAUCGUUGUAUCUGCUUUCGGAGCCUGGGGUGGCCUUUAGCAUCGCAGAGUACGCCUUGGCCGUACGCAACCAAGAGUCCCUCGGGCGCCUCAGGAGACUUGAGCUUCGUUGCUCCAUCGACAAAAACACGACUCCAAACGACGUGUUGAUGAGGACAGUUGCGUCAUGUUCCGGCCUGGAGUGGAUCGAAAUCGGUGGCGAUAUACCUGAUAGUAUCUGCCACCCCGUUGUCCACGGCCCACCCAGGCCCUCGCUCAAGUAUUUUCACUGCCCAGUGACCUCGGCGAACGCAGCAACGUUCGUGAACACUAUAUUGGCCGGGCACGCGGCUACCCUGGAGACGGUGAACAUCGAGUCGAGUUCCCACCUCGAUCUGACGGCGACGGCUGACUUGUUGGCCGCCAUGCCGAGACUCCGAAGUUUGCGGUGCGACGCAUGGAGUGUGGGUCUAGAGGCUGUGGCGGCUUGCAAGACGCUCAUAGACGUAAGCAUUUCUAUGAGCAAAGACCUAGAUGAGCUCGGUAGGGUUGCAAGGUUCGUGCGCCGAGCCAAGCAACUGCGAUGGUUCUACGUAGAGUACUUCGACUUCGAGGGAGGCUUGCCCGCCGAGUACUGCACCAUGUUGGUCGAUGCGCUGGCCCCCGGGCGGUCCCAACUGGAACAGCUGUCCCUUGACGGGUUCAAAGACGUGCGGCCUCUUCUCCGCGCACUGCCCAUGCUGCCCGCCCUGCGACACCUGGACCUGUGCGCUGAUCCCGACGACGAGUUGCUCAGGAGCAUCACCCCCGUCACGGCCCCGGCGCUGAGGCUGCUGGAGAUAGGUAUUCCGCUGGGGCAAUGUCCCCACGCCUGGAUGCACGGGGACGCGGUUAAGGCGACUCUCGCGGAGAAUCCCUCGCUUCACAUCCAGCUCUGGUGCCGCCCACUUAGUUUCAAGUGCGAUCCCCAGGACUGCAGGACAUGCGUGAUAGGUUGCCACCGAGAAGUGAAGUGGGGCGAGGUGGGGAAGAUAGGGCUCUACUCGCAUGACCCUGACAUGUGUCCCUCUCCGAGGGAUCACACUGCUGACGAUACUUCCGACUGGCAAAGGGCCUUCGACCGCUCUACUGAUGUCGAGUGUCUGUGGAUCCAUAUGUGAUGUAUUUGCGCUUGAAUGUGGGUGCUCCGAACUUUAAGUUUUGUUCUUUCAGACAUAUGUUAACAAGCGAAAUGUAUUUAUUUUUUGCAUUGUGUAGAAAGUUUUUCAAAGAUUAAUAAAUGAGACA